AUGUCAUCUCCAUCUGGUUGGGUGUUGAACGCAUUGAUCAAUGACAAUGUCGAAGUGUCUUCCUCCCAAGUCCCUCUUUUUAGUAGUCAGCCAACGGAAGAAGAGACUCUUGCAGAGCGUAAGGAUAGGAGGACAUGGACGCCUAUUGAUGAUGUCGCCCUCAUUAGCGCUUGGUUAAACACAAGCAAAGACGCGAUCGUUGGCAAUGAGCAGAGAGCUGGUGCGUUCUGGAAAAGGAUUGCUGCAUACUUUGCGGCAAGUCCCAAGGUGAAAGGGUCUGAAGUGAGAGAGUCUUCUCAUUGUAAGCAGCGUUGGCAGAAGAUCAACGACCAAGUGAACAAGUUUUGUGGGGCGUAUGAAGCGGCCUGUAGAGAGAAGAGUAGCAGCCAAAAUGAAACUGAUGUUCUGAAACAUGCGCAUGAGAUCUUCUACAACAACCACAAAAAGAGGUUCACUUUUGAGCAUGCAUGGAAGGAGUUACGAAAUGAUGAGAAAUGGUGUGAACUGUCUAGUGGUAAAACCCAAGGAAAUGCUAAAAGGAGGAAGUGUGAUGAGAGUGCACAAUCAUCUAACUCUCACGCCUUUGAAACCAGCACUGGUGAAGAUGAGAAAGCAACCAUUCGUCCACCGGGUGUUAAGGCAUCAAAGGGCCAUGGUAAGAAAAAGAUGGCAGAGGGUAAGGCGGUGGAUGAGUUUCAUGGUAUGUGGAGUAUCAAAAAAAAUGAGUUGGCUGCAAAAGAGAGGCUGUAA
Messenger RNA from Brassica oleracea var. oleracea, 750 nucleotides. RefSeq names its product glutathione S-transferase T3-like. Lineage: Eukaryota; Viridiplantae; Streptophyta; Magnoliopsida; Brassicales; Brassicaceae. Bases 1 to 750 code for a protein of 249 amino acids. The record is from RefSeq and is a predicted model, not a curated record. The transcript is spliced from 2 exons.